This is a messenger RNA of Oncorhynchus keta (chum salmon), 4233 nucleotides long. It is a transcript of the gene glsa, whose product is annotated as glutaminase a. Gene Ontology annotation, biological process: L-glutamine catabolic process. The transcript is spliced from 11 exons. Gene Ontology annotation, molecular function: glutaminase activity; protein binding. Lineage: Eukaryota; Metazoa; Chordata; Actinopteri; Salmoniformes; Salmonidae. The coding region runs from base 1287 to 2267 and encodes 326 amino acids. The record is from RefSeq and is a predicted model, not a curated record.
ACAUGUAUGUUGUGUGCAUAAGUCUUCUGUAGUGUUGUUACUACAUAACCCACCACCAGCCCAUUGAUCAUAUCAACGCGAGGAACUGCGCUUGUUUCAUACUAAACUCUCAACAAUCACAUACCAUAAACUAAUGAUACAAACUCUCUCCAAAUGACUUCUCUUUCACCUUCAAUGUCUUCAGAGACAUAAUACUUCAUUCUCUGCAGAAAUUAGGUUUCAUCUCCAAUAAUUAGUGGCUGCAACCUACUGCAGAUGCCUUUUCGCUUACUGUAUGUAGCCAAAGCCCAUAUCUAUAACGGUCUGUCUUAGAUGAAGACAGGCAGUACAUUAUCACCUUCAAAACAAGACUAGCACUUAUAUCCAUAUUUCAACGUAACAUGGCAUACGGACCCAGAUAGAUGAGGCCUGGCUACUCAUCAAUCUCAACCACAACCAAGCCAAGUUACCGAAUGAAGCCUUGCGUUUUCCUGUCUGGUUUGAUUUGGGGUUGAACUCUAAUGGAAAGGUGCCGUAUGAUUAUCCUGUCUUAAGAGUUUAUAGGAGUAACACCUAUAAGGAAUAACGACUCUAUAGUAAUUAAUGUUAACAAAUGUAUGUUUUUGUUACUUGUAUCAUACUGUACACUAUGGUACAUAGUACAGUACACUAAAUAUUACACCUAGUGAUAUACAUAUGUAGGAACGUAAUUUGAGCCGGUUUGCUACAGCAGGGAAAUAAUCCUGCAGCAAUAGGAAAUGUGAAUUAUUAUGUGAAUUAUAAUUGACAUUUUUUGUAGGGGUUUAUAUAUUUUUCGUUAGGGCAAAUCAAGUCUUGACGUUUUAAAGUGGAAAUUAGAAACUGUUAAUACAAUACAAGUUUGCAUUUUUCCUGCAAUGAGUGAUAAAUUAAGAUCCUACAUCUGUAGCCUAUUAGUAAUUUGGUUAUUUGGAUGGCAGUCGUUUGACUUGACAGGGUAAUGAUGUGGUAUCUUUCUGCUUAAAUCUUCAUUAUAACCUUAAACCAAUCACUGUAAAGGUUGCUAACGGUGGGCUCAAUAAUCAAUCCACUGAUUGGAUGCCCCUAUAUUCUAAUAUGGUCUGGUCUAUAUUCUAGUAAUAUAGACCAUAUAUUCUAGUAAUAUAGACCAGAUCCUUCUCUCAAAAUGUGGUUCCUGUAUGGUAAAUCUGGGACUAAACUAUGGGAAAAUUGUAAUGUAUUUUUGAAGCCUCGUUUGUGGUUUAUUUGUUGUUGCAUAUUUUACAGCAUUAAGAUCUGUGGGAAAUUAUGACCACUGCCACAGGUCAAUGACGUUGCAAGGGGCAAGCAAUGCUGAGAAAUUUGAUUAUGUCAUGAACUUCAUGAACAAGCUGGCAGGAAACGAGUAUGUGGGUUUCAGCAAUGCCACAUUCCAGUCAGAGAGGGAGUCUGGAGAUCGUAACUUUGCUAUCGGCUACUACCUUAAGGAGAAGAAGUGCUUUCCAGAGGGGACAGACAUGACCUCCAUUUUAGACCUCUACUUCCAGCUGUGCUCCAUCGAGGUGACCUGUGAAAGCGCUAGCGUCAUGGCGGCCACCCUGGCCAAUGGCGGCUUCUGUCCAAUCACAGGCGAGCGCGUGCUGGGCCCAGAGGCGGUACGGAACACCCUGAGCCUCAUGCACUCCUGCGGCAUGUACGACUUCUCGGGACAGUUCGCUUUCCACGUUGGACUUCCAGCUAAGUCGGGCGUGGCAGGGGGCAUCCUGCUGGUGGUGCCCAACGUCAUGGGUAUCAUGUGCUGGUCCCCUCCACUGGACAAGCUGGGUAACAGUGUACGAGGAAUCCAGUUCUGCACGGAUCUGGUGUCCCUUUGCAACUUCCACAACUACGACAACCUGAAGCACUUUGUCAAGAAGCUGGAUCCUCGCAGGGAGGGCGGAGACCAGAGGGUGAAGUCGGUCAUCAAUCUUCUGUUUGCUGCGUACACUGGCGAUGUGUCUGCACUGAGGAGGUUUGCUCUGUCUUCCAUGGACAUGGAGCAGAGGGACUAUGACUCCAGGACAGCCCUCCAUGUGGCUGCAGCAGAGGGACAUGUGGAGGUGGUCAAGUUCCUGUUGGAGGCAUGCAGGGUCAACCCUGUUCCCAAAGACAGGUGGGGUAACACACCGAUGGAAGAGGCAGUGCACUUUGGACACCACGACGUUGUGACCAUGCUCCAGGACUACAACAACAAGUACAGUCCACCAGGGGGUGCCACUGAGGACAAAGAGAAGGAGAUAUCAGAGAAGAACAUUGAUGGCCUACUAUGAGCCAACUAAUACUCUUAUAUAUAUCCAUAGAAAUAAAAUAACUAGAACGGACGUUCCCAUUGAAAUUAUAUAUACGUGAUCUGAGCAGCUUGGUCCUUUCCAGUCAUUCUAUUUCUAUGUCCCCAUUAACUAUCCGUGUGUGGUCCCUUUGUCACGUCAGUGGUAGGUCACGUAUACUGUUGAUAAUACUGUAUUGUUGAUUUUGUAUAAAAGUAUUGUAUUUCUAGUAUAAAAAAAAAAAGACAAUGUGUUUUAAAAAAAUAUUGACCUUUGACUUUUUCCCGGAUGUUUUUUGGGUUGAUGUUUCCUUUCGCUUCGCUUUAUGUCAUACUGCUCACUGUGCAACUCUCCCUCAGUGUGUCAGCACUAUGUGUAAUGUAUUUUCUACAUUUAAGUGCACAAAACAUUUAUCUUUAUGUACAACAUUGUGUAAAACCUGAACGUAUCCAUAAGAUAACGUGUACAUUUAUGUAACGUGUGUUUAUCCCUGAAAGUAAUAUAUCAGAGGUAGAUGGAUUCAGUGUAAAUACUAUUUAAUCUGAAGUGAUUCUCACUGGCACACCUUUUACCAAUUUCCUUCAAAGUCCACACACUGCAUUAGGCUUAAGUUGGACUAUUUAUGAGGCAGAAUGCGUGAAACUAUUCCACACAUUCACAGAUCUAGGUAGCCUGGUUGCAAAGCUGUUUGGACUGUAUAUGGCACUGGCUAUACAGGCCAGACAGAUCUGGGACCACAGGCUAUCUAUGGUUUAAGACCUCUGGUCUUUUUGAUUUAGGCCUAGUAGCUUCAUAUGAAUUGAAAGUAUGGCAUUAUGUGGAAUGAGUUUAGUUUUAUUGGUUUGCUAUUUGAUAGCUAGACAUUUUUGCACCUUUUUCUCCAAAAUAACAAAAUAAUUUUUUGAUUGUUCUAUAAUCUUAUUUUAUUUAUUUUUUGAGUUGAAAGGGGGUUAUUUGUUUAAAAGUGUCAGCCAAAGCUUUUCUGUACGUUUGCUCCACCUGAAUAGUCUAGUUGGCAACUUUUUUAAAAAGCAUAUUAUACGUGAGCCGCCUCAGGAGCAAAAUAAUUCAACCAGCAGCCAUGUGCUCUUUACAGACAGUUCCCACCUAAGUCCAAUUUUAGGGAAAAACAUAACUCUUCAAAUCACUGAUUUAUCACUUCAUGGAUACAGCAGUGUCAAUGGUGUUGCUAUUAUGUCUUGUCACACAAGUUUACUUAUUUGUCAGAUAUUUGGUUUUACAUGGAUUUUAUCUUCAGUUAUAGACAGUGCAUUACACUUUAAUGAAUGUUUUUAGUUUGGAACAACUCAACGGUGGUCUUUAAAUCUUGCCAUGCUCACCCAAAUGCCUCUUUUGGGUAGAGAUAAAAUAGUUAUCCUUAUGGGCCUAUAUGUAAGCAGAUUCUACACAUAACUAAUGGUUCACUUUUUAUGCAGAUACGCAUAUUGAUUGUUUUAACAGAGUGUAAAAGUGUAAAAUAAACGUAUAAGCGUAUACUUGAAAAGUCAGGUUGUUUUGGUGAGAACUGUGUGUAUAUUUGUUUGUUAUUGACUAUGGGAGGGACAGCGACUACAAAUCUGGUAAUGACAGAGGACAUUGCCAUCAAAAUCUCAAGCCCUACACUAUUGUUCUAAAAGUACCUAAGGCAACUUACUUGUGAUUUGAUGAAUAUAUAUUUAUAUUGAAUAACUCAUCAAGUGUUCAGUGUUGCUUUCAUUGGAUUUGACUUGACUUUGUCUCCCCAGUCCCUGUUGCACAAGAAGCCUCGUACGUAUGAGUGUUUAUUGUUCCCCUGUGUAGGUGCAGGUCAACUUCAACAUUAACUAAUUAUUUUGAAUGUACCACAGGUGUAUACUGAUGUCAUCAGUUUGUUUUCAUUCAAGUAUAUCUGCUUUAGCUGUGUGUUGCAGGCAAUGGAGAUAUAUUUAUUUCAAUGAUCAAACAAUAAAUAAAGAACUUUAAAUAUGGA